UGUUAGUGUCGAAAUGACUUAGUUUAGGUCUAGUGGAUGUUAAACCCCCUUUCUCUCUCUCUCUCGCUGUAGAAAAUGGCUGUUCAACUUUCUUGAGAAAGAUUUUGUUUAAGCUACAAGUACAACUACAGGCCCAUCCAUACACUGUUACGACCGAGUCAGUAGUCUAUCAUUAUCUUUUCUGUCAUGUAUUUUUUUACUUGUAGUUUCACAACAGAGAUAUAUAACAAUUGGUACAAAUUGUAUCGUGACCUAGGACAAUUUUAGAAUACGAAACUAAAAUAUAUCCUCCAAGACAAUUUUGGAGUUACUCCCCUUCUUUUCUUCAAAGUUACUACCUUACUGAUUGAAUGAAAGUUGUCAAAUGAAAGUGGUCCGUCGGGAGUAACUUUUAGUUGAGGAUAGUUGAUGAACAACAAAGCAAAACAAAUCCCACAAGCACAGGUCUAUGAAGAAGUAAUUAAAUAUGGAUGCCUCACAACAAUCUCCAAAAAAAAGGAAUAGAAGUAAAAUGUCGGUUGAGAAAAAAAGGGAAAAAAGGAUUCAAUAUCAGAAAAAAUAUAGAGAAAGAUUAAAACAAUCAAUGAUCAACAUUCCGUCUGAAAUAGAUCGGUGGAAUCGAUUUAAACAGGAGACGUGUGCACUGAAUGAUGAGGUGAUGGCCCGAAGGUUACUGGAUAAUUAUGAACGAGGACCCGGUGAUACAAAAAUUAUACAGAAUGGGACAGACGUGACUAGAUUAAAUAAAAUCAUUGAAAUAUCUGAAAAUUUGAUGAAAUCACAAACUAAUUUGGUGAAUAAAAUUACCUCUCAUUGUUCUGAAAUAUCUGAUUACGAAUUUCACUGCAUUAAAAUUUUAGAAUCUUGUACUAAGAUUGUUUCAGAAACGUUGAACAGUAGCUAUACAGUGAUAAAUCUCUGUCAGUUAGUUAUUGCGGAAGCGAACAUGUCGCCAUCGUCAUCAAAAAACAUAAAUAAGAUUUCCGAAAUUGCGAAAAAACAAGUUUGCACUCCCUCGAAUAAUCUAUCAACCGUAAUCGAUACAGCUUCCUUGAUGAAUCUUUACAUUGAUAAUGCUGAAACGGUGUCAACUUCUGCUGGAAUUGUGUCUGAAAAUUGUGUAGAAGGAAAUGAUGUAAAUUUGGAUAUAACUAAAGUAAAAGUAGAAAAAGAUGCUGAAUCCUGUUCUGUUGACAGGGCAACAGGACAUUUUGAAGAUGCGAGUGAGAUGGAAAAUCAAAAUGAAAUAGAAGGGAGACAGAUCAGUUCAGAAGUUGAAGACAAGACUGAAGAUCAUGGUAAUAGAGAUGAGGAAAGUGAAAGUAGCUUUGAAUUGUCUGAUAAUGAUGCCUUUGAAUAUGAUGAUAAUGUAGAUGAUGAUCCUGAUUGGGACGUGGUAAAACAGGUAGAAGAAACAAAAGAUCAUGAUAAUAGAGAUGAGGAAAGUGAAAGUAGCCUUGAGUUGUCUGAUAAUGAUAUAGAAUAUAAUGAUAAUGUAAAUAAUGAUCCAGAUUGGGGCGUGGAUAAACAGUAUAAAAAAAAGAAAGUUGAUAACAAGCCAUUUAAGAAAAAGAAAUCAUUUAAAAUACGCGAAAGAUCAAAUCAAAUGCAAACAAAUGAUUUUGUGUGUAAUAUUUGUGACGAACAUUUUAACGCGAAACAUCAACUGAGAAAACAUGUCUUGGCUCAGACUGAUGAAAAUCAUGUUAAACUUCAUGCGAGGAUGACUUUGGUAAAAAAAAAAAGCCAGUGUGAACUUUGUGGUAAAUUCUUUAAAUAUUUUAGUUGUUUUAAAGUUCAUAUGUUACGCCAUAGGGGAGAAAAGAACUUCGCAUGUGAUCAAUGUGAUUACAAAGGCUAUACGAAAAGACACUUAGCAAAACAUAUGUUUUGUCACAAGACAGUGAAGGAAUAUACAUGUUACCAAUGUGGCAAACAAUUUUUGCGAAAUGAAGAUUUGACGAAACAUCUCAUAUUUCAUACAGGUGUUAAAUCAUAUCAAUGCAACCUGUGCCCGAAAAAGUUUGUAGUUAGUAGUCUUUUGCACCGUCAUAAAAAAACUCAUAAACAGGACAUGCCGCACGUGUGUGAAAUUUGUGGAAAAGGAUCUCGACAAAAAUAUAAUAUAACGGUUCAUAUGAGAACACACACCGGUCAUAAACCGUUCUCUUGUGAAAUUUGUGGUAACAAGUUUGCACAUAAUGUUUCAUUGAGACAACAUAAAAAAUCUUGUCACGGUGAAAUGGUCAACAAAGCUGGUGGAGAUAAUUCAAAUAAUUCAAAUACUGGGUGCUCAUAAAACUCAAAGUUAAAUUUGGCAGGGCUGGGAAUGGUAAUGAAUUGUAAUCAUUACACUUUUUAAGUAAUGGCCAUAUAAUGAGUAAUGGAAGAUUUCAAAAGUAAUGAGUAAUGGAAAUGUAAUUAAUUAAAUUUCAAAAAUCAUGUAAAUGGUCAAUUACAUGUACAUUUCAAUUACUUUUCAAUUACAUUUUAAGGCCCAUAUAAAUAUUUCCAAUAUGACAAGCCUCUAGUCUUAUACAUGUACAUGUAGCACCAAAAAAGUAAAUUAAGUGUAUAUGACACAAAAAUCCAAUUCAUUAUAGAUGUAAUUAUAGCUUUAAAAAAAGAUUUAAAUCAGUUUUAACAAAUUAUAAUAAGAAGGCAUUAAACAUUUUCUUUUAUUACUUUUUUAUGUAGGGCCCUUUUUUUUUUUAGAAAAGUGGAUUUCUGAAAAGAUGUAUGAUUUGUGCUAAUUUGCAGCAAAUCACUCAAUCAUUCUAUCAGUUACAUGUAGAUUAAAAAACAAUAGUCUUAAUAUUGGUUUUAGAGUCAUGUUGAAAUACCAGUCAUACCAUGUAUAUUAUAGACAGACUAUUUGGACUGAUUAAGAAUUCUAUAAAAUUACUUAAAAGAAAAUACAGAGUUACUUAACUAUACUUUCGAUUCAUUUUUCAAGUUAUACAGUGAAAACAUCAGUUUUUAACACUCACCGCCCAUCACUUGAAAAUUUGCACGGAUGUUAUAAUUUAUAGAAAUAACAAUUUAAUUUGCACACACAUACACACACAUAUAAAAUCUUGUCAUGGUGAUAUAGUCAGCAAGGCUGGAUGAGACUAUGUAUGUGAAAUAAUUUGUAAUCAUCUUAACUGCAACAGUUACUAUGACGACAGUUAAUUUUGAAUUUAGUUUGUUCUCACACAAAAAUUCCCACUUAAUCCGAGAAAUUUCUGAACAUGGGUCAAAUUUCUGUUCGUCCAGUCUCUGACUUCCAGGAACACCAGUUCAUGAUCAGAUAUCUCCAGGUUGAGAGUGAGACUACAUGUAUGUGAAAUAAUUUAGAAUAAUCUUCAAAUUUAAAGUUAAAUGUCAUGUACACAUACACAAGGGCGAAUCCAGGAUUUUCAGAAAGAGGGGGGGGGGCGUGCGAAGCCCGGCACUUGGUGGGCGAACUGACGGGCAAUUAACCAACUCACCAACCGGCUUGUUUCGGAGUAAAUUACGAUUUCCAACUUAAACUGACUGUUAAUUCGUUUAGCAACAUGAGCAUAUGAGACAAAGGCGUACGCCGCCAAGUCUGCUUUAGAUCUUCCCAUAUCACAAUUUUUAACGCCUUACAAAGAUUUUAAAUCUGUUAUAAAUAAUUUCAUUUAUGACCGCUGGCAACGGUCUUGGGAUCUUGCAGGCUCCUAUAGAACCAACAGGAGGGAUGAAGUUGUUUUGUGUCGCUCUCGCAUUGGUCAUACUUUUUUAACUCACAUUUUCAUCUUGAAGCGAGAGCCUCAACCGGAAUGUGAACACUGUCAUGUUCCUUUGACAGUGAAGCACAUCUUGAUUGAGUGCAAUCAUCUCAAGAACAUAAGAUCGAAAUAUUACCGUUGCCAGUCUCUACGUCAUCUGUUUGCCCAACCGGGUUUAUAUUGUAACAUACUAGACUUUUUAAAAGAGACAUGUUUUUAUAAUAAAUUUUAAUUGUAUAUUUAUCAUUUCAUUUUUGUAUUUUAAAUAUUAAUAUGCAUAAAAGGUUUAUUUCAU
This is a messenger RNA of Patella vulgata (common limpet), 4032 nucleotides long. Its product is annotated as zinc finger protein 287-like. Lineage: Eukaryota; Metazoa; Mollusca; Gastropoda; Patellidae. The record is from RefSeq and is a predicted model, not a curated record. Bases 467 to 2299 code for a protein of 610 amino acids. The transcript has 2 exons. Gene Ontology annotation, cellular component: nucleus.